AUGGUCAACAUGCCUAAAACUGGAAGGACUUUCUGUAAGAAAUGUGGCAAGCAUCAACCUCACAAAGUGACCCAGUACAAGAAGGGCAAGUAUUCCCUGUAUGCCCAAGGAAAGUGGCACGACGAUUGGAAGCAGAGUGGUUACGGUGGGCAGACAAAGCCAAUUUUCCGAAAGAAGGCCAAAACCACAAAGAAGAUUGUGCUGAGGCUUGAGUGUGGGGAGCCCAACUGCAGAUCGAAGAGGAUGCUGGCCAUUAAGAGGUGCAAGCAUUUUGAACUGGGAGGAGACAAGAAGAGAAAGGGCCAAGUAAUCCAGUUCUAAAACUUGUGU
Molecule: messenger RNA, 330 nt
Organism: Cricetulus griseus (Chinese hamster)
Lineage: Eukaryota; Metazoa; Chordata; Mammalia; Rodentia; Cricetidae
Source: RefSeq, a predicted model, not a curated record